Drosophila sechellia is the source of this 1060-nucleotide messenger RNA. RefSeq names its product Chorion protein a at 7F (gene Cp7Fa). The record is from RefSeq and is a predicted model, not a curated record. NCBI's taxonomy places the organism in Eukaryota, Metazoa, Arthropoda, Insecta, Diptera, Drosophilidae. The coding region runs from base 55 to 936 and encodes 293 amino acids. The transcript is spliced from 4 exons.
GUCCAAACUUUUGACGGGCCAAGAACACAGUGAUCCGAUAAGAACCUUUACAAAAUGCUAGCCUGCAAGCUUCUUCUCGCGUUGGUCAUGGGAAUGCACUGCAUUCAAUUGUUGAUGGCGGCCUGCGUGUGCGCCGAAAAGGGAACGGACUACUGCCAAAGCUGCCAGGGAUCCACGGUAAUCCGGCCGAAGCCCCGAUACUACGAGCCCAGUGACGUGAACCUGCCGCCGAUCGGAGACAACUGCUGGUGCCGCAAGCAGCUGAUCGAACCGGCCCAACUGCCCAAGACCUGCGGAAAAACCACGCCGUGCAAGCCCACCUGUUCGUGCCAGAAGAUCAGCUCCGACAGCAGCUACGCCUCCUCUUCCAGCUCAGGAUCCGUCUACGGAAAAAUCGACUAUGCCGCAGAGAAGACAGUGGACAACAGUCCAGCUGCGGAUCCCAUCAGCGUGAGUCUGGCCGCCCAGGCUGGAAAGGCCAUCAAUGUGCCGGAGGCGAAGUUGGCCUACGGAUUUGCCCAGAAGCCCGUCGACGGUGAGAAGAAGGUGGUGUUCUCCAACGUGCCCGAGGAGAAUCUCUUCAAGCUGAAGAGCGACGUGAUCACGCUGAAGAAGCGCACCUACGCGAACAAGCAGGAGGACGAGGAGGAGUACGCCGAGGAGGAGCAGGAGCAGGAACAGUCAUCCGAUGAUGAGGAGGCGCCGCAACUCACCUACAAACAGCUCGGCUACAUCACCGAGCAGUACAAGAACCCCAAGUUCAGGAAGAUCAGCCGCUCCAGAUCCAGUUAUGCGUACAAGGACUACAAGGAUUCAAGCGAAAGCGGCUACGGCAAAGUGGCCGGCAAGGUGUCCGUGGACUGUGGCUUCAAGCCCGGCCGGAUUACCUCGUACCGGAAGUCCAAACGAGAGGAGUCCGACGACGGGUACUACUAAAUCAAACCCAUCCCAUCCGAUCCAAUUCCAAUCCUUCCGUUUGUAAAUAUGUAUAUACGCCAAGGAGAGAAUGGAUGUUUGUCUAAGUUAGUCUUAAAAAAUAUAUACGUUUUUAAAAAAUUCA